Molecule: messenger RNA, 456 nt
Organism: Trypanosoma grayi
Lineage: Eukaryota; Euglenozoa; Kinetoplastea; Trypanosomatida; Trypanosomatidae
Exons: 1
Coding region: 1-456 (151 amino acids)
Source: RefSeq, a predicted model, not a curated record
AUGCUUCGUUACAGCAAGCUUUGUUUCCCAAAAAUGGGAUGUGAGGAAAUCACCCGCAAGGCGAGGCGGGUGCAGAUUCGGCCAAUGGAGUACAUGGCGCAACACCGGAUGCAGGUGUGGCAGAUGCGUUUCAAGGAGAUGGGUCCUCCCUUCUCUAGAGUGUGGGUCGCACUUGGUGGAAAAAUGCGGCGGCGGCGUGUCGGCCGACAGGUAGAUGUCAAAGAUAUGCGGUACUACUGGAGGCCCAUAGAGCCGCAGUAUCAGCGUCUGUACAUGUCACGGCUUCGCCUUCAUGACCAUUCAAACAAAGCGAGACAGCCCAUGCGGCUUAGGGCCACCAAUCUGGACAUUGGGGCAACGAGUAGCUCAAUCGAAUGGGAAAGGGCCGCUAAUAGAAAGUAUGGUGCACGGCUAGCUCCACCAAAACGGCCUGAUUUUGAGUUCCGCGUUUUUUAA